Dromaius novaehollandiae (emu) is the source of this 1217-nucleotide messenger RNA. RefSeq names its product phosphatidylinositol glycan anchor biosynthesis class X (gene PIGX). Lineage: Eukaryota; Metazoa; Chordata; Aves; Casuariiformes; Dromaiidae. Bases 88 to 843 code for a protein of 251 amino acids. The transcript has 6 exons. Gene Ontology annotation, cellular component: endoplasmic reticulum membrane. Gene Ontology annotation, biological process: GPI anchor biosynthetic process. The record is from RefSeq and is a predicted model, not a curated record.
GCGUUCGCUGCCGGGCCCGGGGCCGGCGAGGGCGCCUCGCUCGGCUCAAGGCCCCCGCGGAGAGGACUUGAGGGGCGGGCGGCGGUCAUGGGGGUUCUCGGUGCUGGGGUGGCGGCGCUGCUCUGCGCGGCCGGCAGCCUCUAUGUUCAGGCUGCUUGUCAGGAUGCCAUUGUCACACAACAGCUUCUGCAAGAGGGAUUUCACAGGGACCUGUUGGUGAAGGUAGAACUUGGUAUAAUGGGGGAGGAUAUAGGAGGAUGCACAGUGGCAGCUAGAACUCGUCUUCCGCCAGGAAUCUAUGUGGAUCCCUAUGAGCUGGCAUCACUACGGCAGCACAACUUAACAAAGGCGGUGAUAAUUCCUGACACUGUUGAUGUGGAGGCUCCUGAGUACUUAGCCACAGAUCUUGUUGUUCUUAUAUACAUGAAACCCGACCCUCAGUGUUCCCACUGUUUUCAAGCUGCCUUGCCUGUGCAUGGACGGUACCACCGGCCAGCAGAAAACAACAGGGAAGUGUUGGUUGUUCUGAAGAGUCCAGAAGUACUGAUCUGCUGCUGUGACAAUCGCCUGUCAACAGAGUGUUGGAAACCUUCUGAAGUGGAAGCUCCCUGUUCAGGGAGAAAUGACUACCCCUGUCAGUGGUAUAGUGUAAAGCACAAACCUGUAUAUGAGGAAUUGAUUAUGCAUGUUCCAGUGGGGCUCAGACAACAUGAUUCCUUAGUGUGUGUUGUGACUCUUCUUACCACGGUCUUCUGUUCCAGCCUGAUUCUUGCAGCUGUGUGCAAAUACGGACACUUCUCCCUGGAGACUUGCUCAGAACAGAAGCGAAGUAGUACAGAAUAACUGAGUUCAGUGCAGUAAAAUUAACAGAUUAUUGAUUGCAUCAGCUUCCUAAAUGAAUCCUACUCUACUAUUAUUUAUUUUGGUAGUAUGCAAAGAUACUACCAUGGAUUCUAGUUCUCUUGGCCUAAUUCUUAUAAACACAUUUCACACAUGAAACUGUUUCAGCGCAUCAGGUGGAUGAGAACAGCCCUGCAAAGAGCUGAAAUGACUUGCCACAAGCCGUGCAGCAAUAGUCAGAAACAGAGCCUGCUUCAGCUGUAAUGCCGCCUCUUGCAGAGAUGUUUGUAUUUCUUGAAUUCAAAUGAACUGACUUGGGGAUUGGUUAUUAAGGGUAUAAAAAACUUUAUCUAGUCAUUAAAGCUUCUGAAUUUUAA